AUGGCCUGCGAGCGCAGCAGCUCGCGCAGCCCGCGCAGGCGGGAGAGCUGCUUCGAGAUGAACUCCAGGUGGUGGCGCAGCCCUGGCAGCCUAGCAGCAGACAACCCCCUCAGCGACUAUGACAGGGAUGUGAUUCUCAAGCAGAACCCUUUGGCUGCAGACCUGGUGCAGCUGAACCAGCAGGUGAUCACUUGCGAUAGUCAAGACUCCCAUGCGGAGGAACCAUCAGUUCCUCCAGAUGAGUGGUAUGCAGGGACGAAGAAGAGGCGCCCUGGUUUCGCCAAGGAUUUGCGGCGGCACCAGCGGCGGCGCUCCAAGACUGCCCUGCUGCAGCGUAGCUACGUGGAGAUGGUUUGCGCCAGUGAGGAGCAGGCCAGACUUAUCAUCAAUGCGGUGAAGGACACGUGCUACUUCGUUCUUACCCGGCGGGAUGCCAGCCAGGAGUGCUCUGCGAUCUUUGAUGAGCUUGACACUGACGCGCUGCCGCUGACAGUCAUGAUAUUCCCCGAGUGUGAAGGCGAGCUGCCCUUGCACUUUGUGCUCACGAACAUGUUCCGAGGGGUCGGCGCUGAGGACAUGGCGGACCUUCAUCGCAGGCUCGAGGAGUGCGGCAGCUACCCGCCAGACUUUUGCUCCCUUUGGCUUUGCAGCCGCACUUUCGGGCCAUUACCUCCCGGCUUCCCUCGGCUUGAGAGCUUUCCGGUGGGCGACGACAGCAUCACAGGAGCAAUGUACUCCGCGGUGCUUUGCGCGCUUGCGAAAAGGAUCCGAAGCAAGGAGCCAGGGAGCCAGGGAAGGGCCAAUUUGCCGCACUCGGAGCAGCUCAGUAGGCUGCGAAGCUCCGGUCAUCCGGCAGCGCCCAGGGUGGUGCAUGAAACCUGCAAGGAGUGGGAGCGAGGCCAGAAAAUGAUCUCUGGAGAGGACUACGUCUACUCCAAGGAGUCCGGCCGCUAUUGCGCCUUGCACGCGGGCCGCGCGAACCCAAAGGCAUGGUCUUUGGCGCUGGAGUGUCGGAACUUCAAGGAUGGUCUCAGCAAAGAGAUCUUCUACCAAGAGCGGGUCUUUGUCAUGUCGCGACCCAGGGUCUUCCGGCGGUACCACCGCAUUCUGGGUCUCAGCGGCUCCAUCGGCAGCGAGCCAGAGAGAAAGUUCCUGCAGGAGACGUAUCGCGCUGCCUUCUUUGAGGUGCCACCUUUCUUGAAGACGUGCCGCGGAUCGCCAUUCCACGAACCGCUUCCAGCAAAGCUGGGCAGCUCCCAAGCUGCAGUGUACGUGGAGGAGAAUGUGGAGGCGCAGACCUCGCGCAUUGCAGAGGUGGCUUUCGAGGCACGGGAACGCGUGCCGGUCCUCAUCAUCGCGAAAGAUCGCAUGCAUGCUGACAGCUUGCUGGAGAGCAUGCAGAUGGCUGCGCGGUCCCGCGGCUUUGGCACAACCUCGCAGGAUGUGGUGCGGUCUCUAUCCCGGACGCUCUACGAAGCGGAGCCGGAGCAGUGGAAGGAGAAUCUCAACCGUGCCACGAUGCCUUUGGGAGCGACAGAAGGGCGAGAUAAGUCUUGGCGCAUCACCGUCACGGACCGAAGAGGUGGCCGUGGGACAGACUAUCGCGUGGACGACUCUGACGUGGAUGGGGCCGGAGGUCUUCUGCUGAUUCCUGCCGUGGUUCCGACCUCCCAGCGCGAGUGGACGCAAUUCCUGGGGCGCACGGCGCGGCAAGACCGGCAUGGCCAAUAUACGGCGGUGCUGUGCGCCAAGGACUAUGCUGCGCUUUCCAGCAAGUACAAGGAAAGCAUGCCUCAGGGCGGCUGCGGGUUGGAGCCGGUGAAGAUGGUGCUCAACUGGGGCGACCGUGACACUGCAGAGCGCAUCAAAGGCUCUGCAGCGCUGUACAACUGCGGCGUCCGAGUGAACGAGUUGUGCGAGGAAGUCUUCGGCAAACGAGCGGAGAUCCUCAAGGAUCCCCAAGCUCGAGAGAGGCUGGUUGACGUGUGUCAGAGACUUCGAUGGAUGAGCGUGCGGGAGGUGGAUGAUGCCUUUGCGCGGCUGCCAAGCUUCGACCCCAAGAAGGUGCCCACAGAAGCCAAAGACUUGGGCCGCCCAGAGACAGCCCCGAUGGUCGGCUCCAUGGCACUGCCGCCCGGGGGAGGGCCGGCAGUAGCUUCACACGGCGGCGCCAAGGUUGUCAUCUUCUGCUUGGACUGGAGUGCGUCCAUGAAGUCCAACGACACAAGGACAGCACUCAACCGCUUCCAGACGUGCGUGCAGUGCAUUCUGAGGAUCCUGAAGGACCAAGUCAGGGACAACGAUCUGGUUGGAGUGGUGUGCUUCGGCCCCAAUGUGCAGACCAUCAUUGCACCAACACCAAAAGGGGUUGGUGGGCGCAUGCUGCAAACACGGAUUGCCAGCCUGCAGCCGGCCAACGCCGGAGGAACCUGCUUCUACGAUGCUGUCCUGGAGUGCCUUCGCAUGCUGGGCAAGCCAGACCUGGUUCCGAGAGAGGCGCUGCGGUGGCUUGUUUGCCUCACGGACGGUGACGACUUGGGAAGCAGUCUUCCAAAUGCCCGGGGACAGAACGUGACGAAGAUGCUGGCAAGUGGAAAUGCACCUGCAGCCCUCCAAAUGGUGAUGAUCACGGUCGGCAACCUGAAGGCGGAAAACGUCCAGGUGAUCCAGUCUUGGGUGCGGCAGGUUACUGCGCUGGGCGGAAAGGGGCUGCACCUUGGAGACAAGGAUGCCACUGGCAUCGCAAAGGCUUUCGAAGUUGUUGCCGAGUUCCUUGCGGCGGAGACGGGAGGUGCAACCGAAUGCUGA
Molecule: messenger RNA, 2808 nt
Organism: Effrenium voratum
Lineage: Eukaryota; Dinophyceae; Suessiales; Symbiodiniaceae
Source: the annotation of a GenBank genome assembly